This is a messenger RNA of Penaeus vannamei (Pacific white shrimp), 895 nucleotides long. The record is from RefSeq and is a predicted model, not a curated record. NCBI's taxonomy places the organism in Eukaryota, Metazoa, Arthropoda, Malacostraca, Decapoda, Penaeidae.
CCCACAGAAACAGAUGAUGUUGGUUUUUCGUAUUACUGUACUCUUACCCUUCUUUGUGUGGUAAUCGGUCUACAUCUGGCAAGGUUUUCGGCACACCUUUAUAUAAGAGUGUCCAAUGGGAGAGCUCUACUGAUUGGACACCAGGGUCUCGGGACACGAUUCACUAUGCUUUACUACACCUCGGGUUUGCUCUUGGCGGUGCUUGUUGCCUGUACGGGUGGCUCGAUCCUCCCCGACUCGAGGACGAGCGAGUGCUUCCCCGGCUUCUACCAGUGCGACACCGGCGUCUGCAUCCCCGAGGCCGACCUCUGCGACGGGGUCCUCAACUGCGUCACGGGAGAAGAUGAGAUGAACUGCGGAUCGAAAGCGCCCUUGCGAGUCGAAGAAUGCUUCCCGGGCUACUACAUGUGCGCCACGGGGACCUGCAUCCCGGAGUCGUUCGUGUGCAACGGCGUCGUCAACUGCGUCACGGGCGAUGACGAGAUGAACUGUGGCCAAACAGGAAACAGCACCUCUGAAGUCUUCGCCAAGUGCAGUGAAUUUUCCUACGAGUGCGCCGGGGGUGUGUGUGUACCGCUGGACAAAGUGUGCGACGGGAUCAUCAACUGCAUUAUGGGAGACGAUGAGGAACACUGCGAGGAGUAAGUGAUUCGAGGUCUUCGGUGACGUCAUUCAGCCUUCAGUGACAACAUGGAAUCUUCAGUGACGUCACUGGUCUUCAAUGACGUCAUAGGGUCUUCAGUGACGUCACGGGGCCUUGAAUGACGUCAUAGGGUCUUCAGUGACGUCAUGGGGUCUUUUUAACAUCACAACCUCUUAAUUUUGGGUCAUUACCUCUUUUCCCUGAUGUUGGAAUUUUUCAUGUUUCUAUUUUAAUAAACGUAAAAGAAGAUUU